UUUUUGACUUGAUACAAAAUCGAAAAAACAUGUUUAGUUCUAAAAAUGAGCAACAUAAAUGGUGAGGACAGUGACAAUUGUCCAAGAAUAUCAAGAAAGAAAGGUGAGAAAGUUAGACGUGACAAAUUGAAUACCCUAUUUGCACAGUUAGCUGAAGAGAAUCCAUGGAGUGCCAAGUCAGAGAAAAGAGUUGACAAAGCAGCAAUACUUAGAUUAACAGUCAGCUAUCUAAAGUUCCAUCAUGGGAUAAAGAAAUUGAGAGUAUCUGAUAAAAAAAGUUCAUCACAUUUAACCAGCAACAGCAUACUAGCAUGUUUGCAAGAGGCAUUAAAGGGUUUCCUGAUUGUGAUAUCAGAAAAGGAGACUAUCGUUUUUGUGUCAUCAUCAAUAACCAAAAUAUUAGGAUUGCACCAGGUUGAUAUGGUUGGAUCAGACCUGAGUAAAUUUGUCCACCCUGAUGACAUGGAAUUAUUUAGAAAGCAGCUCAAUGAUUCAAAUGAGGAUUUAGGUCAUACCAUGAAUGAUUCCCUCAUCAAACCUAAUGGCAAUUGUUAUACAGGAUUUAAUUCAUCAUUUAAUAGUGAGAAAUCGUUUUAUGUAAGAAUGUUGAAAGCCUUUGACAGAAAUGAUACAGAAAAACAAUAUGAGAUGGUUCAUUUGAAAGGUCAAUUAAAGAUCAAUAAGACAGGCAGAAAUGGUUGCUCAGAAUCUGGAGUUAUUGAUAGCAGGUGGUUAAUAGCAGUAGGACAAUCUAGUAGGCUAGGAAUUAUAAAUGAAGUACCCACACUUUAUGCUAAAGAUGAUGAAUUUGUUACUCAGUUUGAUUUGCUUGGAAACAUAUGGUUUAUUGACCACAGGUCAGCUAUAGUCAUGUGCAGGUUACCAAACCAACAAGUUGGAACAUCUUGUUACGAUGAUGUACUUAAAGAAGAUGUACCUGUCGUGGCUCAUGCCCAUAAACAAAUUAUGAAGUCACCUAUGACAACAACAGUUUUCCGUGUAAGAAUUAAUGGAGAUAGAGUGCAGUAUUUAAUGUCAAGGUCGAUUAUAGUUAGAGACAAUUGGACGAAUAAACCAAAAUACAUAGUCAGUUUAAACAUUGCUUUAAGCAAAGAAGAAGGCAACAAACUGCUGGAAAAACAAAGGAAGGAACUUGAAGAAUAUUCAUUUACAGCAGGUGAAAACAAAGGAGUGGGAAUUCAAAGCUGUAAAGAUUCAAAGGUCAGCCAACUAAGCAUUGAUGUCAGAGCUGAUGAAAGUGAAACGUCUGAAGCUGAUAAAUCAAAGGUGCGAAUGUGUGACAAAUUAGAUAUUUUAUUGGAAAAUAUUGUGAACAAAAAUUCUUAUUCAUUUGGAUGUGAGACGUUAAGCAGGAAAUUUGAUUCUGUUGAAGAUAAAGUGUUGUCAUCGCCAUAUGUGUGCAGUAAUGUAGGAGUAAACUCAUUGAAAAGAUCUCUACCCUUGGACUUUAAUAAUGAAAAUAGUAAUAUAUUGCAUGAUAUAGAGGUUAAAUCUAUCAGUCCGAGUUCCAGCCAGAAAGAAAAAUUGUUACUAAAUAAUGAAGUAAGUGCUGACGUUAAUUUAACAUCAUUUCUCAACGAUAUGGAUAUGUCAAAAUCUCCACCUUUUAAUGGACAUAGUUUUCAAAACUGUGACAGUAAAUUUGUUCCGAAGAGAAAAUUCCAAUUAAAUCAUGUAAAUGGUGAUGUAGAAAUGUUAGCAAGGACAACAUACGGAUCACCUCAUAAAAGUAAUGGUUGUAGCACAAAGACUUCGUUUGGAAACUCAUUUGGCAAUAAUCAUUUACCAAACUUGAAUACAUUUCAUCCAUAUCAUAGGGACAUGUUAGCCACAAAAGCAUUCCAAGGAACGAAUGAUUGUGUUCGAUCAUUUCAAAAUGACAUACAGUUGCAGCAAUUUCAUUCCCAAAUGAUGCCAUUAUCAUUUCCACAUACACUCAGUUGUGGAAGUACUCACCAGUCCGCAGGAUUGACUUCUUCAAACAGGGUAUAUUCUUCCAAUAUGUAUCCAAUUCCUGAUUAUUCUAGUGGUAAUGUCAGUACUUCAUUGACUGGUCCACAAUCAUACGACAGAGUAAUUAAUCAAUUACUGCCAUCAGGCAAUAGACCACCCUUUGGUCAUGAACUUAACAGGGGACCACAGAAAAGCUACGGGUAUCCAUAUUUUGGGGUAGAGUCUAUGGUGAAUGAACCACAGUCACAGGGCUAUGGUUUAUUUGACAAGGAAAUUAGCAGAAACAGUUCUGUCCCAAAAACUAACGUGACUAAUGUUGAUGAGGAGUCAUUCGACAAGUUUCCAUAUGAUCCAACGUUGUUUGGAAAUAAACCUAUCCGGGUAACAGAUUAUUUGGAAUUGGAAGAGGGUAAUUCGUAUCUUAACUUUGGAAGUCAUCCAGGAUUCCCACAAGAUAAACUGAAAUAUACAAAUUUAGAUGCUGCUCAACAGGGAGUCGAUGAUGGCUCUUCCGAUGAAGAAGCCAGGUUGUCAAGAAAAUGUAGUGUUACCGGUGGAUGGAGUGACGACUCUGACAAUUCAUCAUGUAAAGUAAAGGUACAGAGUCCUACAGUUGAUUCAGUUACAAGUCCAAGUAAUUCAAAAAAGAUAGAUGAAAAAGAAUUGCAAAUUCAAUAUAAACUCUCCCAACAACUUCAUUCUAAACAGAAUCUGAUUGGUAAUAAUCUGACCAAUCAGAGAGAAGAACUGAACAUGCUCAAGGUACAACUUAAAGAAAAAGGAAGUGUCAGCAACCAAUGCUUGGAACUGUUACAACGUUUACAUAAUUUAGAGAAGGAAGUCCAAGAACAAGACAGCAUUUUAACAGAUCUUAAAGAGCAGUCAACCGUGAAAAUGAAACAGUUGGUGUCACACGAAUAGUAUAAGUCAAAGGCCACAGUUGAUGCCAUUCAGAUGAUAUUAAUACAAUAGCCAUAUUACUUUUUUUUCGUACAUGUAUGUUAGUAAUGUUAAUCAAAUUAGAAGCAGAUCAGGAAAUAGUGCAAUAUUGUUCUUUUGAGGCAUGCAAAAUGUUUUCUGACAUUAAUGGAGGCACUUUGCAUUUAAUACUCUGAAUAAUACAAAACAUCUUGAUUUAUAACAAUUUUACACUGUAGUACCAGGGAAAUAGUUAAGUUUCUGUUGUGGUGAAUAAAACAAAUGGAGAAGAUGAAAAGGGGGAAAUAAAAAACAUUAGUGGAAGAAUGACCAACAACAGCAAGGAUAAAAGAAAAAAGACAAAUUUACAAUUAACAGUCCACAAAAUACUUCAAAUAAAACUAAAGACAUCACAAAACACUGGGUGAGUUAGGUACAACAAAAGGCUUCCUGUUCGACUAGUGUCAAUCUUCAUUGGGGGGGGGGGGGGGG
This is a messenger RNA of Mytilus californianus (California mussel), 3384 nucleotides long. RefSeq names its product circadian locomoter output cycles protein kaput-like. Gene Ontology annotation, biological process: regulation of transcription by RNA polymerase II. Gene Ontology annotation, molecular function: RNA polymerase II cis-regulatory region sequence-specific DNA binding; DNA-binding transcription factor activity, RNA polymerase II-specific; protein dimerization activity. The transcript is spliced from 13 exons. The record is from RefSeq and is a predicted model, not a curated record. Lineage: Eukaryota; Metazoa; Mollusca; Bivalvia; Mytilida; Mytilidae. Gene Ontology annotation, cellular component: cytoplasm; transcription regulator complex; aryl hydrocarbon receptor complex. The coding region runs from base 46 to 2895 and encodes 949 amino acids.